CCAUACCAACACCCUGAUCAUCGCCAUAUGCCAUACCAGCGUCCUGAUCACCACUAUACCCCAUGCCAGUGUCCUGAUCGCUGCCAUACCCCAUACCAGCAUCCUGAUCACUGCCAUACCCCAUACCAGUAUUCUGAUCACCGCUAUACAACAUACAUGCGUUCUGAUCACCGCCAUACCCCAUACCAGUGUUCUGACACCGCCAUACCCCAUGCCAGCAUUCUGAUCACCGUCAUACAUCAUACCAGCAUCCUGAUCCCUGCCAUACCCCAUACUAGUGUCCUGAUCACCGCCAUA
This is a messenger RNA of Staurois parvus, 297 nucleotides long. The record is from the annotation of a GenBank genome assembly. NCBI's taxonomy places the organism in Eukaryota, Metazoa, Chordata, Amphibia, Anura, Ranidae.